GCCGGGAUGUUUGCGGAAACGAAAAGUAAAAGUGUUUACCAAGGAAUAUACACAAAUUGUGCCAAUGACUAAUAUUGUUUACGUUUUGUGUGUUUUCUUGCCUUUUAUAUCACAUUUUUCAAUUCCGAAAGCUACCCGGCCGGGCCCCGGGUUAGGAAUUGUGACCCAGGCCUUAUACAGGGACCUCUAAAUGGUCGACACAGAGACCGAAUCUCAACACGUAGAAUAAAUCAGGUAGUUGUGCGGUCUUUGUUCCGGUCAUCCAGUAUGGUCUAGAAUUUCAGUAGAUCUGUCAUCUUUCAAGCAGGGCCUGUUUUGUUUUUACACGGAGAGGAGUGUGUUUCGUGUACCGGCUUUGUACAGGGCAAGCAUGUGGCGUAAAGCGCUGACGAGAGGCGCCGAAAAAAGAGCAUUGCCAAUGGUGUAAGGCGGAACGUGUUCGGGGUGGAACGGGGGAUAGGGUUAAGUGGUAAGGCGAGGGGCACCUUGUAAGCUUUGUUGUUUACAAGUGUCCGCGUAUCACCUACUAGAAUAUUAUGAUUGAUAUGACAUUUUAGAGGCACAAUACAUCUUAUUCUCCACAAGAAGAGAACAACCGUUCACCAAAGUACAAAGUCUAUUUUGAAAGGCAGCGUAGCUUGCAACGAUUGGCUCCCAUGAUUACAGUGGACAUGUGGCGUAAGUGACAGAACGGAGUUGUUGCCCAAGCUCACUUACUUGCUGGCAGGGUCAUCAAAAAGUUAUUUUUGUGCGUUACGUAAAAUUUUCUAACUGCUCGUCAAGAGAUACGACGUAGGAAGACAUGAGGCUCUUGAAAACCAUCCAACAUUUGCUAUUCAACUUCUUAUUUUUGCUGAUAAUCCACGCGGCUUUAUGUUCACCAGAAAGUUAUCAGACUGAUGUCAAUGGCGUCCCGUCGCCCUUCUGGACCGAGAAAGAAGCGAACAAUUUUCUUGAGAGGUCAUCGAGAAAGAAAAGGACGUUGCACGAGGAAUGUUAUGGUGAAGGGUGUGUAUAUGAGGAAGUCCGCGAGGUCACUUGGAACACGGAAAGAUCGCAAGAGUACCUGUACACGAUGGCGUGCGACGUCUGGGGAUGUACGGCUGGUUACCUGUGCGUCAGGGUGGACGCAGGGACGGCCGGGAGCGGGCCACACUGGAGGGAGUGUAACGAUAUCAACGAGUGCCUGACAAACAAUGGAGGUUGUCAACACACCUGCAGCAACAAUGACGGUAGCUACACGUGCAGCUGUAACACCGGGUACAGUCUGUCUGGACAGUACUCCUGCACAGAUAUCAACGAGUGUACGUCUGGUUCUAACGGGGGAUGUGACCACAUGUGCUCCAACACUGUUGGUAGCUACCGCUGCAGCUGUAACACCGGCUACUACCUGUCCGGUCAGCACAGCUGUUUGGCUUGUGACAGUAUAGCUGACUGCGAAGUGCGGGAGUGUACGGGUCCAGGUGACUCCACGUGCACCAGGUGUCGGUACGACCGUGGCGAAGACACCAUGGGCUAUCUGCUGGCUGCCGACGGCAAGUCCUGUACACAGUUAUGCUCCUGGCGACCGGACAGUCUGUUCUGUUACCCUGGCAACUGUGGCUCCAACAACCAACCGUCGUCCUGCACAUGUGCACCAGACUUCAAUGAGACAAACUGUUUGUCAAUCCAAGUCCCGCCGCAGAUGACCUACUGUGCAGGGCGGCUGAUAGGUGCAGAAGGCGAUGUUACUGAGGCACCAUGUACGGAUUUCACAACAGCGCCCUCUACCGUCUGGACAAACCUCCAAGUGGAAGCAACCACGGGGCAGUUAGAGGUUAAUUGGGAGACAUCGUUUGAAGAGCCGUUGUCGUCUGAUUGGCCAGGGCCUUACUACGUAGAUGACAGAAAAAUAGGGAUGACGGGGGCAUCCACUGACUGGUGGUUGGAAAGAGGUGCAGAUGACAUUCUGAACGGCUCCCUGACAUGUCAAUCAUAUGACGAUGGCAGCACAAAUCACGUGGUCAGUCAGGACAGCCCCGCCCUAUCAACUCACAACUGCACCAGAAGUCACGUGAUUUAUGAUACACCUCAACACGGGGACAGGUUGUUCUUUACGGCCAAGUCGAGAAAUGGCGGAUACGUGAAGAUCCGGAACUAUGACGGUUCCUCAGGCUACACCGUGGACCCGUCCGUGUACUACUCGGGCCAGGAGGUCUCACGUACCGCCCACUUCACCUUCGACUUCGUCCCUCCGUACCACUGCUCUGUGGAGGGGAACUGUACGGACAACAUGCUCGACAGAGGGCCAGCUAUUACCAGAAAUGGUACGAUUCGACUCCGUUGGUCGGGUUGGCAGGACGACGACUCCGGCAUCAGGUCGUACACGUACGAGGUCGUCAGGCUUCAGCCGUGUGGAGACGGGCUGGGGAUGCCGGGUCAGGAGCGGGAGUGUCAGCAGGAGAGCGCGUCACGUCCGAACCAGACCGCUGGUCUGUGCGCACUCGGUCUGAACGGUACACAGAAUGGGACAAACAGUACGAACAACACGGUGGGUCAGAAUGGGACGGGUGAAGGUAACAUUACGUGGGGAAACUGUACUGUGGCAGAAGUCAAUAACACAGAGCCAAAGCUAAACGGUACUGGCGAGGAGAAUGCUACGACAAGUGCACCGCAGGUAAAUAGGCGACGGAUCAUCAGAGAGGCAGGAGAAGCCGAAGCUAACGGAAACAAUACCUCAAACAUCACAGUGCAGGGAGAUAACACCAACACUACAUCAGGGUCUAAUGGAACGGACACAAACGGUAGUCGCAAUUCGACGGGCACAGAUUCGGCUAUGGACGGCCGGAAUGUCACAAAUGGCGGGAACGUGACUGACGUAGAGGACGGCGUAGUGUAUCCACUAAAUGGGAGUGUUGGGGCAGACAACGAGCAGGUGGACGUCACUAUCACCGAACCAGGUGUGUACUCUGUGACACUCACUGUGGAGGACAGCACGGCUCCGGGUGAAGGGAACGUCAUCACAGCGCGACGGUUUCUGCUAUUCGACGACAACAGCACGGUGGAGACAGACACAUCCGGGAACUUCCCUCUCCUCGUGACGUCAGCAGCAAACGACACAGGUUGGCUGUGGCAAACGAACUUACAAGAGGAUAACAACAAUGACACGAAGUUCCAGCUGACAUGGUCCGGCCACUUCUUCAACAAGUUACAUCGUGACAACAACUUCCUCGGUGCUAUCGUGCCACACCCAAAUAACAUCUCAGCUGAGUAUGAGGAAACGUAUGGGCAACCUCCGACGACCAGGUCACGUGAGGCGAUCCCGCACGUGCAGGGGAUCGUGCUGUUCCAGACAACCUGGGGCGUGGAUCAUCAGGGAGGGAGGAGUCUGACGCUUACGCCCGGGAACUGGGAGAACGUCACAGACGUCAUGGCAGAAGGACAAGAUUUCGAGAUUCCGCGUGAAGACGGCAACACAGUUCGGUUCUGGGUUCGCGCCAUUGACGUCAUGGGGGACGUCGCCGAAGACGACGUUACCAUUCACGUCGACUCGUCCCCGCCCGUUUUCGAAAACGUCACAUUUUCAGUGAACUGGACUGACAAGAUCGACUUCCUCAAAGUUCACAUUCAAGCACGUGAUCUUCACAGUGGACUUUUCGAUGUGCACUGGAAACUGCAGGACACGAUCAGACCUCUUCUGAUACACGGAGAAGGAAGGAUGGUGUUUCAAACCGCAGAAGAGUGUGAAGCACCCCAGUGUUACUGCAUCCCCAAGGAUAGCGACUGUUUCUUCUGGGAGUACACGAUCGACAUCGAGGUCAGGGAGAUGAACCUGUCAGUCAACCUUCUCGCCGAUGGAGGGUACAACGUCACGCUGACGGUGACUAACAACGCCAUGCUGCGGACCACAGACACACGACAGGUAAUUGUGGACGAACUACCUGGUGCUGAUGGCAUUACAUGGUUGCUGAUAGCCGGUGGGCUAAUCGUGUUCGGUGUCCUGCUGAUUGCAGUGUGUCUGCUGGUGGCCAAACGGGUCACCAAGCGGAAGGUGGUCCCUACUGCAGUCCCUAUUGACCAGAAGUACCAGCCGGCACCCACCCCUCUGCUCCACCCUACAGAGAACUUCUGCAACCCAAGCAAAGUCAUCACUCCCUUCAAGGACCCAGCUGAAAUGAUGACCACAGUGUUAUGAUUUAUCAAGAAGAAUACUUGCUGUCUUUAUCAGUAUUAUAUGCUUAAGAUUACUAACCCUGCAGGGAUGAAAUUCUACAACUUUUAAGUAUGAUCACGCAUUUGUGAGGAUCAAUAAUAUGGAGGGAUUGCACAACUAUUUGUAGGAAAGCAUAUGGCCUCCUUCAGUCAAUAGUGACCAUGGUAAAAUCCUAAUUGAUAUCAGCCCUACAGUAAACUGUGGCUAAAGUCCUAUACGAGAGUGACACAUCUGUAAACUGACUCAGGUCUGUCGAGAGUUCUGUAGAAAAAUGUACAUGUAAAUAAUGUAAAGAGUUUUGAUUUGAGAUUCCAACAUGUUAAUAGAACAAUCUACCUUCGGAUUUCUUCAAAGUAUAUCUUCCUGAAACUUGUGGGGAAAAAAAUAUAUGCUAGACUAUUUUCUUUAUAUGUCAAUCAAUGUAUAAAAGAGUAAUUGUACAUGCAGUUAGAACAUAUACGAAUAGACGGGAGGCUCAAAGAUACUCAUCUGUUGGGGAGAGAGAACAGGGAAAUAGAGGGAGAUGCAUGUUUAAUGUCUGGGAGAAGAAAUGGUAUGAAGUAGCCUUGGUACCAUCCGGAAAGUAGUUCGCUCUGAUGUUUAUUAUAUACUAUAUACGGUCGCUUCCCUGCUAUUCCGUCUGGGAACCUUGACUUCUCUAACGUCUGGAAUCGUCCAAAUUUUGGAUGAGUUAGCUGAUUGGUCCCAGUUAAUGAGCAAAUUAAGGAAUAGGUUCAAGGCCUCGUUGAACAGGCAUUCCAACACCUGAAACGCCCUGUCCUCUUGUGGGUUUGACGUCAUUGAACGUGCGCUCUAGAACCCAUUACAUCACCACCAAAAGGUUUGAAUGCGCAGUUAUCCAGAUGGGUAGCUGAAGCGAACAUAGGUGCAAACUACUGUAGGUAUGAAAAGCCAACAUGUAUGUUGAUCCCUUGCUUUCAGAUAAGUUUGUUUGGAACAUUGUUCGAAUUCCUUGUUCCUAUGUAUGGGCUGGGAUUCUUUUUUUAUCAUGAACAUAAAAAAAACACGUACAACAGAGACAAAGUUUUACCAAUCAGUUCCUUGAAUAGAAAUCUAUUUACAAACUCUUCGAAAAUAGACAACAAUAACUCACAAUUUAGUUUCCAAGUCAACCAUUACAUUGACAAAUCUAUUCUGCUUUGACUUCUACUAGCAAACACACACAAAAUGCCUUAGCUCUCUUAUGCUGUUAGUUUACCCAAGGACAAAUAUUACCUCCUUGGUAUACAGGCCAAUCUAUAACCCAAGGAGAUUACAAUGUUGGACAGAGCUGCAAUCACAACCACAUUGAAAGUUCAUUUUGAGACAUGUAGAAAUAAUAUGGGGGAAAAGCUACAUCUUGACCACCUAUUCUGCAUCGUUAUACUGUUAAAAAACAUGUCUGACAGUAAUAUGCGUCCUUUGACAACAAAAUUGUAGAUGGAAAUGGCAGACGAGGCCCCAUUAUGAGGUGAAGUGUAUGAACCAAGAUGGUACAUGUACAACAUGUAUUUGACCCCAGAUUUUAAAUUUUAGACAGCAGAGACUUGAGUCAUCAUGAGGAUUGGUCACUGUAAUUCCUGAUGCCAUAAUUGAUUUCUUUUCAAUACACUGUACUAGGAACUGUUUACACUGAGUU
Messenger RNA from Branchiostoma floridae (Florida lancelet), 5831 nucleotides. RefSeq lists its product as uncharacterized. Gene Ontology annotation, molecular function: calcium ion binding. The coding region runs from base 803 to 4174 and encodes 1123 amino acids. The record is from RefSeq and is a predicted model, not a curated record. NCBI's taxonomy places the organism in Eukaryota, Metazoa, Chordata, Leptocardii, Amphioxiformes, Branchiostomatidae. The transcript is spliced from 23 exons.